AUGAAGCUAGUGGAGAAUGCCGACGAGGAAGAGAGAAGGACGUUUAGGGAGUGUUAUAAGAAGGCUAAGAAAGAGGCAAAGUUAGCGGUCACGGCGGCUAAGACCGCAGCAUUUGAAUGCCUGUAUGUGGAACUUGGGGGCAGAGGCAGUGACAAGAGAAUGUUCAGAAAAGACCGGAUUAGGAAUGAAGUUAUUAAGGACAAGGUGAGUGUGGCCCAUGUGGAAGAUAAGUUGCGAGAAUCGAGGCUGAGAUUGUUCGAGUAUGUGAAGAGGAGAAACAUCAAUGGCCCGGUGAGGAGAUGCGAGAGGUUCACCAUUGCGGGUCAGAGAAGAGGUAGAGUGAUGCCUAGGAAGUAUUGGGGAGAGGUGAUUAGGCAGGACAUGACACUACUUCAGCUGACCGAACACAUGACCCUCUAUAGGGAGGUGUGA
This is a messenger RNA of Nicotiana tabacum (common tobacco), 432 nucleotides long. Lineage: Eukaryota; Viridiplantae; Streptophyta; Magnoliopsida; Solanales; Solanaceae. The record is from RefSeq and is a predicted model, not a curated record.